CACCCACCAACCAAGCGAUGUCAACGGCCCCAUAGCGAGCAGAGAAACACCUACUUGAAUGUAUUUCUUUGCAGGCGACAUAUUGUCGUUCCCGCUGCUAUCAUACUGGACAUCGACUCGGAAUUCAACUCGAGCGCGGCAUGGCAUCGUUUCGCAGCAUUUCCCAUGGGGAUCAUCCUUCAGAGAAGAUCUGCGAGCCACGCCGGAGCAAUGCGGCUUGACGGAGUCUGCGAAUGAUCUGGCAGUCAUCGGACAAUCAGUCGAAUUAUUCAAUUGGUCACACCUAUGCAAGCAUCAAAUUUGCCACCAUCCGCACGACAGAGAGCCAGCGGCUCAGCCACACAGGACGUUCGCAUGCGGCCGCCGUGAUGCUCCUGCCAGCGCAUCAUCGUCCACGAAUACUGGUAUCUCUGUUCAGCCUUACGGAUCGAUGCACCGGAACCAUGAGGAUCCGGCAUGCAAGGGAUCAUGCACUGAACUCUGGUAUGGGUUGCGGAGAGUACCGUCUGCCAAGGAUUCAUCAAGGUCUGGGCUGGAUACUCUCGCUCACGCCGCCUGUACUAGGUUCCUGACGGGCGCGACCAUCCCGGGCCAACAGACGAUACGGACAUGCGCCAGCUGAUACGAGCAGAAUGACCGUAAAAUUGCAUCAGCUCGAAGGUAUCAGAAGUACGUA
Messenger RNA from Rhodofomes roseus, 676 nucleotides. RefSeq lists its product as uncharacterized. Lineage: Eukaryota; Fungi; Basidiomycota; Agaricomycetes; Polyporales; Fomitopsidaceae. The record is from RefSeq and is a predicted model, not a curated record. The transcript has 2 exons. The coding region runs from base 59 to 622 and encodes 187 amino acids.